Messenger RNA from Acanthosepion pharaonis, 1161 nucleotides. The record is from the annotation of a GenBank genome assembly. NCBI's taxonomy places the organism in Eukaryota, Metazoa, Mollusca, Cephalopoda, Sepiida, Sepiidae.
AUGAUAUUAAAUCCAGCAAUUUAUCAAAAAGUUUUCUUUUUUCUUUCUUCAUCAUUUUCUCAUAUCUAUCUAUCUAUCUAUCUAUCUAUCUAUCUAUUGUUCGCAACAUUUUUCGUAAUGAUAUCUAUUACAAAGAUCAAUAUAAAAAUAUCUGAAACCGUUCUCUGUCUCCGUCUCUAUUUCGCUCCCUCUCUUUGUCUCACUCUCUCUGUCUCUCUUCCGCUCUCUCUCUCUCUCUCUCUCUCACUCUGUCUGUCUAUUUACUUCUGUCUCUCAGUGUAUAUUUUUCUGUGUCUCGCUCUGUCUUUUUUCUUUCUCGCUCUGUCUGUUUUCUCUCUCUCUCUUUGUCUCUGUCUGUCUCGCUCUCUCUCUCUCUCUCUGUGUCUCUAUCUCUCUUUCCCUCUUUCAUUCUCUGUCUCUCUCGCUCUGUCUGUCUACCUCUCUCGCUCUCUCUCUCUCGAUCUGUAUUUCUGUUUCUCUCUCGCUCUGCUUCUCUCACUUUCUCUCUCUCUCUGUCUCUUUUUUCUCUCCAAACUCCUCUUUUCUUUAUUUUUCUUUUCUCUCCUUUUUCCAAAUUUCCCUUUUCUUAAACCUUUUUUUUUCACUCCUUUUUUCUCUUUCUUUACAACUCUCACUUUUGAUUUUUCUCACUUUAAAUCACCAUUAUUUUAUCACCUUUCUUUUACGAGUCUUUCUGGAUUUAUCCCCGCCCCCUUACGUCUUCUAAGCUUCUUCCACUCAUUCUUUCUCCCCCCCCCCAUUCUCAUUUCUUUCUCUGGUCACGGAAAUCUCUCUUUCUUUCUCUACAUCUCUAUCUUUCUCUCCAUCCAUCUCUCUCUUUCGCUGUUGCUCUCUUUCACUCUUGUUCUCUCUUUCUCUCACUCGUUCGCUCGCUUCAUUGCUCGCUCUUGCUCUGCGAUUCAAAUAUUUCAUAUCUCGACCUUCCGCACCCUGUCCGCUCUAUACGCUCCCACCACACGAGAACUAAUCAGAAAACACUGGCAACGCUCGCGCUAUAAAUUUUGGGGAGAGCGUUGUUUUUGCACGACACUUCGGCGCGCACAUAAUUACAAGUUUGAUAUGGUGGCCAAGAAAAAUGAGCACGGUGGACGAAAGUGCAAAGCUACAAAGAAAGACACGAUCACCUCCGGUCCAUUUUGA